Messenger RNA from Aureococcus anophagefferens, 2046 nucleotides. RefSeq lists its product as hypothetical. Gene Ontology annotation, biological process: protein folding. The transcript has 10 exons. Gene Ontology annotation, cellular component: chaperonin-containing T-complex; cytosol. The record is from RefSeq and is a predicted model, not a curated record. The coding region runs from base 24 to 1607 and encodes 527 amino acids. Gene Ontology annotation, molecular function: ATP binding; ATP-dependent protein folding chaperone; ATP hydrolysis activity. Lineage: Eukaryota; Pelagophyceae; Pelagomonadales; Pelagomonadaceae.
GCGCAGCCGGCCAGCGAACGACAAUGCAGGGAGAGAUUUUAAAUGAAGAAGCUGGGAUCGAAAAGGGCGAAAACGCGAGAAUGGCCUCCUUCGUUGGCGCGAUUGCUAUCGCCGAUCUUGUAAAGUCAACGCUUGGCCCUAAAGGUAUGGACAAGAUCUUGCAGUCUGUUUCUUCACGAGAAAACAAGAUCGAGGUAACAAAUGACGGUGCCACGAUCCUCCGUUCAGUACAUAUCGACAAUGCAGCGGCGAAAGUGCUGGUUGACAUUGCGAAGACCCAAGACGAAGAGGUUGGCGAUGGCACAACUAGUGUAGCUGUACUAUGUGGAGAAUUAUUGCGAGAGGCAGAAAAACUUAUCGAUGCUCGCGUGCACCCACAAACUAUUGCGGCUGGAUGGCGUGCAGCAGUAAGACUGGCGCGAAUCGAACUCGAGAAUGCAGCAGCUUCUAACGCCGAUGAAAGCCCAGCUGCAUUUCGACAAGAUCUACAGGAAAUCGCCCAGACAACAUUAAGCUCAAAGCUAGUAUUAUAUGAAAAGGAACACUUCGCUACACUGGCUGUCGAUGCAGUAUUGCGAAUCCGAGGAUCAGAAAACUUGGACUACGUGCAGCUCAUUAAAAAGCCUGGUGGCUCAUUGCGCGACUCGUAUCUAGCUGAUGGCUUUGUGCUUGACAAAAAGAUUGGCAUUGGCCAACCACGUCGCAUUGAAACUGCGAAGGUAAUGGUGGCAAACACUGCCAUGGACACCGAUAAAAUAAAAAUCUACGGUGCCCGUGUCAAGGUAGCCAGCCUCGCGAAAGUUGCAGAGAUAGAAGCCGCUGAAAAAGAAAAAAUGGCGGCCAAGUGUGCACGCAUAUGCGAUCAUGGCAUAAACGUUUUCAUUAAUCGCCAGCUCAUAUACAAUUAUCCUGAAGAAAUAUUUGCCAAACGUGGUGUCAUGGCCAUUGAGCACGCUGAUUUCGAAGGAGUCGAACGUCUCGCCGCCGUAUUAGGGGCCGAGAUUUGCUCUACGUUUGAGCAACCAGAACUUGCUACUCUCGGGACGUGCGAGCUUAUUGAUGAAAUCAUGGUUGGAGAGGACAAGCUCAUCCGUUUUUCCGGUUGCAAGUCUGGUGAAGCAUGCACGAUUGUACUCCGUGGUGCUUCAACUCAUGUUCUUGACGAAGCAGAGCGGUCACUUCAUGAUGCUCUUUGCGUUCUGUCUCGCACUGUAGCUGAAACCCGCACCAUUCCGGGUGGCGGUUGUACUGAGGUCCGUAUGGCCCGUGCAAUUGAUGCCGAAGUCCCAAAUACGCCCGGUAAAAAGGCUCUUGCCAUGGAGGCCUUUGCCAAAGCGCUGCGCACCUUGCCAGCGAUAAUUGCCGAUAAUGGGGGCUUCGAUUCCUCUGAGCUAGUGACCCGCCUGCGAGCUGCUCAUGCUGGUGGUCAUACUACUGCUGGUCUCGACAUGACCAACGGUGAAAUCGCCGAUAUGGGCAAACUGGGGAUCCGUGAAUCCUAUAAAUCGAAGCUACACGUUCUUGUGUCGGCGGCCGAAGCUGCAGAGAUGAUUCUGCGUGUUGAUGACAUUGUGAAAUGUGCUCCUCGCAAACGGGAGGGACACUGAACAUACUCGCUUAGGGCUGAACAGCUGAUGGCUUGUGGUCCCGAGUGCCACCGUGAGCGUUUGCACACACGAAACUGACACAAAUCAAAAGUGCCUGAUCAUGCCUCUCGUAGCCCUUGGGUGCUGUCAGUUGCCUCCAGGUCCGAUUAAGCACCCCGGACGCUUCAAAUAUUGGCCGGACCUCCUGGGCGGCCGCAAGUGCCACGUGUUCGUUGCGUGUUCCGCGGGAAUACCUGGCACCAGCGGGGGCUCCCCGAUGAGAGCACCGUAGACUGGGAUAACGAGGCUUCUUGCACGGCUUCUUACUUAGCCUCGUGAGAGCAGCCCGCGAAAUUCGACGCGCUCUAGCCCCCCCCCCGAACGCGGGAAACUCGACGCGCUCUAGUUUGGGCCCCGCCCGGCCCCCCAGCGCCUGAGUAAAGCCCCCGGCUGCCGACCC